UACCUUAAACUAUGUCAGUGUUGACAUUAUUGGUGACAUUUUCUGAUAUUUAGAUCAUUUCUGAUUCUCAUUGUGUGUACAUUCAACAUGUAGUUAUGCAAUGUUGUUAAUGCAGAGUCUGUCCUCGCACUCACUCACGCGCUGGGACAUCGCAGGCUCACAGUGCAACAUUACUGUACAAGUCCAGCGCUCAGUGGGAGGAGCGUGUUCAGUGGGACGCGCGUGUCGAUGCAGCAGGACCGUCCAAACCUCCGGGUCCACCUCCUCCAGCAGCAGCAGCAGUCCCGUCCAAACCUCCGGGUCCACCUCCUCCUCCAGCAGCAGCAGUCCCGUCCAAACCUCCGGAUCCAGCUCCAGCAGGAGGACGGUCCAAAACCUCCGUGUCCAAAACUGCGGGUCCACCUCCUGCAGCAGUCCCGUGAUCUUACCUGCGCUCUCACUUCAAACAGAACCACGCUUGGAUUUAAUUUGAUGUAAAAAAAAAUAAAAGAGUCCAAAUCCAUGUAAUAUGACCAAAGCCACUUGGGAACCGAGCGCCGGUGCGGCAUAGGACAAAAGAGGAUCUGACAGGAACACAAUGCAUCUCAAAGCGCUGGUCUUAAUUCUGCUCGUGACAGGCAUCGCCAAAGGUUGGGAAUGCAGUUCACGCUGCAGCACAGAAAAUGGGUUUUGUGAGAAGCCGGGGAAGUGCAGGUGCAAACCAGGAUGGCAAGGAGAUAACUGUGACCAGUGUCUACCCUUCCCUGGCUGUCUGCACGGCACAUGUGAGAAGGCAUGGCAGUGUGUCUGCGCAGAGGGCUGGGUGGGAAGCCUGUGUGACCAAGAAAUCCGCCAGUGCUCUUCCAGGCCUUGUGCUGUUAAUGCCACCUGCAUAGAGACAGGAGAGGGGGGAUACCUGUGCAUCUGUCCCCAUGGCUACGCUGGAGAAAACUGCCACCUGAAGAAAGGAGCCUGCCACACAAACGGCUCUCAUUGUCAGAAUGGUGGAACGUGUACAGAUGCCAGCGGAUCAGCAGCUUACACUUCCUGUUUGUGUCCCCCCGGCUUUUCUGGAGACUUUUGUGAGCUCAGCGUCGACAGCUGCCAGCCGAACCCGUGCCUCAAUGGUGGCAACUGUACAAACCACGGUCUGGCCUUUGCGUGCGCGUGUGCACGUGGCUUCACCGGAUUUACUUGUAACAACACCACCGGCCUCUCGCCCUGUGCCGGCCAGCCCUGCGCCAACGGCAGCACUUGCGUCGGUCAGCCCGAUGGAGCGUUCCGGUGUGUUUGCCAGAAGUGGUUUACAGGUCCCACGUGUUCCCUGCACCACAGGCCCAGGAGCAGGCCAAAGCCAGGCGGCGCCAGGCCCGCGGACCACCGGGUGUUUGCGCUGACACCGCAGCAUUACUCGCUCCCCGCUCACGCCUUCCACAGGCUGCUCCGACCGCCCGACAGAGACCUGCUGAAGAUCACGCUGAAGGAGACCGUCCACUCCUCCGGAGUCCUUGUCACUCAGGGUCAGCUCAUCUGCUUUGGCAUACUGGCCCUGCUCACCUGCAUGGUCAUCCUGGGCACCACGGGCAUUGUGUUUUUUGGCCGCUGUGAGACGUGGUUGGCUAAUGCCAAGUACAGCCAGCUGGUCAGGCAGCAAAGGGAGCACCUGCUGAGAGAAGCUGGAGGCGCUCACCAGGAAGAGCCGGAACACUCUGUAAACAUCAUUCUGCCAGAGAAGAUUAGACUCACCAGCUUUGGGAGGCACUACACCUCCAUUUGAUGAUUAGAUCGCAUCUUCCUCUUCCUCGUUUCCCUCUGGAGAAGUCCAAUAUGAAUGUCUAAUAAUAGCAACAAAGAAACCACUGCCGCCUGACUGCAGCCGUACCGUCGUGUUUAUAACGUGAGAGACUGUGGACCUUGGAAUGAUUGGAAUCACUGAAUGUAAAGUCAAAGACGACACUGGAUUGUAAAUGUAUUUCUAAAUCUAAAAAUCUUAUAAUGUUAUAAAAAAAAAAAAACAUCAAUCGCUCUCAAUUUGGCAACAACAAUGAUGUAAAUAUUAUAAAAAAGAUAAUAGUUUGAAGCACUUUUGAACGGGUCAAUGCUACAUUUACAUUUUGUAAUUAUUAUAAGUGUUAUGAUUUCGUAUUUUUGAGCCAGAAUAUACAGUAUAUAUAUAUAUAUAUUAUAUCCCAUCAUAGGCUGUGGAUGUCAUUUAACCUUUUGUUACACUUUUGUGAUAUUUCAUAUAGAAAGUGAUCACUUUUUUAAAUCCAAGUUAACUGAAGGCGCAGACGUCCACACGCAACAUACUGUGAACUGUUCAUUUCAAUACUAGUAACAGAAAUGUGUGAAGUGAGCCUGUGAAGUCACCGUAGAGUGUUAUGUAAUAAAAUUGGACUGUGUUUUACCUAAACAGUUGUAUUUUUAAACCUUUCAGAUCAUAACUCAUGACAGAAAGUCCUUUGCAAGGAUGUCCAUCAGUAUUCCACAAGGUGACUUUCUAUCUUUAUUUGUCAGGAUAUUUAAAAUCUCAUCUUCACCGAACAAAAAAUCAUGGAUAACAAUUAGUAAUUCUAUUUUAGCAUUAAAAAUAUAAUUUUACUGGUGUGUUGACAUGACAGCAACAUACAAAAUGAUUUCAUGCUGUUAAUUUAGGGCCGCUGCGGCAUAAACCUUACAUUGGGUGGUGGCCUAAGAUGUUUGUUAAUCACCGUGAAUGAUACCAACAUCUGCUCUCUCCUCCCUCAGGAAAUCCCCCAACAGAAGCAGCUCACUGAUUACUAACUGAAGGAGAACUGUUCACUUCCACUGUCUUCACCUAUAACCUAACAGUCUGUGUCGCCUCCUUGUGGCGGCAGAUAUUUAUGCCCAGCAGCAAGAAACGGAGGCUGAGGGACCGUUCGUUUGUAAGCGACUGAA
Molecule: messenger RNA, 2898 nt
Organism: Solea senegalensis (Senegalese sole)
Lineage: Eukaryota; Metazoa; Chordata; Actinopteri; Pleuronectiformes; Soleidae
Product: protein delta homolog 1
Exons: 6
Coding region: 578-1756 (392 amino acids)
Biological process (GO): heterophilic cell-cell adhesion; establishment or maintenance of epithelial cell apical/basal polarity
Cellular component (GO): plasma membrane; protein-containing complex
Molecular function (GO): calcium ion binding
Source: RefSeq, a predicted model, not a curated record